AUGCUUCGUGGGGCUCAGCGGGCCUGGGGUCGAGCUCGGCUUCGACACAACGACGAGGACUUCAAGGCCGAGUUUGAGCAAUUCGACACCGACUCCGGUUACUUCGACUUGGAUCGCGGGCAUGGUGCGAUAUCUACGGAGGAUGAAAAUGAUGAGGUUGACGAGAUCAACUCGUUAGCUGCCAAGAGACCCGUCUCAAAAGAUGACUUGAGCACCAGGACUAGUACUGGUUUUUAUGUCCCCACACAAAGGCCACAAAAAAGGAAGAGAAAAAACCAAUUCAAAGGCAUCCGACAGCGCCCCUGGGGUAAGUGGGCUGCUGAAAUCAGAGAUCCUAUUAAGGGUGCCCGUGUUUGGCUUGGUACUUUCAACAGUGCUGAAGAAGCUGCAAGAGCUUAUGAUGUUGAAGCACAUAGGAUCCGUGGAAAGAAGGCCAAGCUUAACUUUCCGGAUGAACCAAUAAUUCCUCAAAAGCACCGUGCUCUCCAUGUUAUUCCUAAAGUACCAAAGCCAAGCACAACACAAGAACAUAGUUUCAUACCAUCAGUCAAGAACCUUGCCAACCAAAAUGAUUUCGUCUACCCAUCUACUGAUUUCACAUCAAUGCAACCACUUGUUCAGCUUGACAACAUGCCAUUUGUUCCUGCAGUGAGCUCUGUUACCCCUGUUGAAGUUGCUCCUAUGAAUAUGUACUAUGACCUAAGAAGUAAUACCUUUGGAUGUUCUAAGUUGGGCCGAGAGUAUUACACCAAGACUCCUGAUAUAUCAUCCAUUGCUCCCAUUUCAACCAUUGCUGAAGGAGAAGGAUUCACGCCUAUCAAGAGUAACACCAACAACUCAGUGGUGCCUCCUGUUAUGGAGAAUAAUGGUGUCAAUUUAGAACCUUGGAUGAGAUAUCUUAUGGAUGAUAGCGUGGAUAAGCUGAUUAAUAGCCUACUGAAUUUUGAUGUGCCUCGGGAUGUCGUUGGCAACAUGGACUUUGGAGGUUCAAUGACAUGCCCGUCUGUGGUCAAUUUUUCUGAGACAAUCAAACCCUAUAUAUCAGGAAAAAGGGAAUAA
This is a messenger RNA of Triticum turgidum subsp. durum (durum wheat), 1059 nucleotides long. The record is from the annotation of a GenBank genome assembly. NCBI's taxonomy places the organism in Eukaryota, Viridiplantae, Streptophyta, Magnoliopsida, Poales, Poaceae.